UUGACCUGAUCGACUGCAUGGCGUAUCCAGAGCACUUUCGCGGCUGGCUGUUAAAGUGGACCAACUACAUCAAGGGCUACCAGAAGAGAUGGUUCAUCCUCUCCAAUGGACUCCUCUCCUACUACAGGGCCCAAGAGGAGAUGGCCCACACAUGCAGAGGUACAGUCAACUCGAGUGGAGCCUUCAUUGACAACAUUGACUCCACCAACUUUGUCAUCACCAAUGGACCUCAGGUGUACUAUCUCCGUGCUAGUAGUGAGGUGGAGAGACAGAGAUGGGUGACUGCUCUCACUCUCGCCAAAGCCAAGGCUGUCAAAGACCCGGAAUCUGAGAGUGAUGGGGAGGGGGAGAUGGUGGUGGUGAGAGAGACGGGUGGAGGAGAGGGAGGGAGAGAUGAGGGGAUGACACAACUGAGGAAGAAGAUGAAGGAGCUGAGUGCAACCCAUGAUGUAAUUGUCAGGAACAGUCAGGUGCUACUGAAGCAGAUCGCGACAGAGGUGGAAGGAUCAUCAAGAGGAGGUCAUCUGGACCCAACUCUGAAGGAAAACCUCAGUCUAUUCCGUCUCACCGCUGACGCCAUGGUCAAGGCCUCAGAGGGCUACCUACUGCAGGCCCGGAGUGUGGAGAAGAGAUGGCGGAGGGACAUGCAGAGCGAGCGCGACCUGAGACUGAGGCUGCAGGAGAACAUGGAGACAAUGGCCAACCAGAUACAUGGUCUCGAGAACGACGCCAAGCGCUCCGUGGGUGGUGGUGGGCGGGGCCACCGGUCCGCAAGUCAGGGGUCACGAGAGGUCGUCUUGUCACCCUCUGCUGCCACUGACACUGGUAGAGGUGUGUUUUGAUAGCUGAGUAUUGUAUAAUCCUUCCUCCA
This is a messenger RNA of Geodia barretti, 871 nucleotides long. Lineage: Eukaryota; Metazoa; Porifera; Demospongiae; Tetractinellida; Geodiidae. The record is from the annotation of a GenBank genome assembly.